Electrophorus electricus (electric eel) is the source of this 2254-nucleotide messenger RNA. Its product is annotated as GA-binding protein alpha chain. NCBI's taxonomy places the organism in Eukaryota, Metazoa, Chordata, Actinopteri, Gymnotiformes, Gymnotidae. Gene Ontology annotation, cellular component: nucleus. The record is from RefSeq and is a predicted model, not a curated record. Gene Ontology annotation, biological process: regulation of transcription by RNA polymerase II; cell differentiation. Gene Ontology annotation, molecular function: sequence-specific DNA binding; DNA-binding transcription factor activity, RNA polymerase II-specific.
UUCACUACAUUCUAGUUAAGAACAGAGCAUUCAGUAUUCAACAAGUAUACAAGAUCAAUGUAAAUAUCGAAAAAAUAAAAAAGAUCCAGGGCAGGCGAAGACUAACGUUACUUGUUCGUAUAGGUAAACGAUGCAUACAUGUUUUAUUAAAUUGCGUAUGUGUUAACGUUUAGCGGAAAAAAUACUUCUGGUGAAUUAUUUUAAACUAUAUUUUGCUGGACGUACAAAAGCCAUGCAGGCCUCCUCCACAUCCCCGCCCCCAAUGCAAGGCUGACCAAAAACUAGCAUGAACAGUUAGUGAAGUUAGCACGCACUAGGCUAGCCGGCUAUAACCCUAGUCCUCAAAAACUCUAAAACCCAACUUAGAGCACUUGUCGUUCCGAUAAAGAGUUGCAGGUUGUUCAGAUUUCACUGAUAAGAUGUCAAAAAGUGAGACUGAGGAGAUGAUUGAGAUUGAGAUUGAUGGACAGGAGAAACAAGAAUGCCUAGAAGAAGGGAUUGAAGAGCAGACCAUCACAGCAGCUGAAUUGAUCACGCAAGAUAUUGAUAUUAAUGAGCCUGUUGGCAACUUGAAGAAAUUGCUGGAGCCUCGUCUACAGAUCGCUCUGGAUGGAUAUGAUAUCUGUCUGCAGGACAUCCAGUUACAUCCAGACCACAGUCUUUUUGACCAGGGGGUGAAGACAGACGGCACAGUCCAGCUCAGUGUGCAGAUAGUCACAAAACCAGGCGAAGAGAAGUUGAAUAUCCUGGAAAUAGUGAAGCCAGUGGAGACAGUGGAGGUGGUGAUAGAUCCAGACGCGGCUGCAGGAGAGGAGGCUCACCUGGUGGAGGAUGGGCAGGUGAUAGCAGUGGAGCGCGCCACCAUUGCGGACGAGACCUCCGAACAGGUGACCCGCUGGGCAGCUGCUCUUGAGGGCUACCGCAAGGAGCAGGUCCGCCUGAGCAUCCCCUAUGACCCGGUGCAGUGGACAGCAGAUCAAGUCAUCCAUUGGGCAGUGUGGGUGAUGAAGGAGUUCAACAUUGAGGAGAUGGAGGUGGGUGGCAUCCACAUCCCAGGCCGCCAGCUGUGUGCUUUCAGCCAGGAGGAAUUUCUCCAGAGAGUGCCUAAUGGGGAGAUCUUGUGGAGCCAUCUGGAGCUGUUACGCAAGUAUGUCCUCGCUAGUCAGGAGCAAGGACAAGAAGCCACAGUCACUAUUGACCAACCUGUGCAGAUUAUCCCUGCUCCAGUGCAACAGGCCACUCCUACAGCCAUUAAGGUGCAGAAGCAUAACAAAAUGCCCAGGGUGCCCCGCAUCUCAGGAGAGGAGCGUAGCUCCCCCGGCAACCGUACAGGUAAUAAUGGACAGAUCCAGCUGUGGCAGUUCCUGCUGGAGCUCCUCACCGAUAAGGAUGCACGGGACUGCAUUUCCUGGGUGGGAGAGGAGGGUGAGUUCAAACUCAACCAGCCGGAGCUGGUGGCUCAGAAGUGGGGCCAACGCAAAAACAAGCCCACCAUGAACUACGAGAAGCUUAGCCGAGCCCUCAGGUACUACUACGAUGGAGACAUGAUCAGCAAAGUGCAGGGCAAGCGCUUCGUCUACAAGUUUGUGUGCGACCUGAGGACUCUGAUUGGCUACAGCGCAGCCGAGCUCAACAACCUGGUGACGGAGUGUGAGCAGAAGAAGCUGGCGCGCGUGCAACUGCACGGGAUUGGACAGCCCGUCAACACAGUCACCCUGGCCGCAGCCACUUGCCAGCCUGUCACCACCGUCACUCUGGCCGCUGCCGCACUGGAGAAGGACAGCUGAGUGGGCAUGUUUGGCUGCCUUAAUCCAGGGAGAAGAUAUAUGGGAAAACACAAGAGGAGGUGCCACAGGGGAGAAUGGGACUCUGGGCAGGGAAUGUGGGCUGGGAGGGAGUGUGUGUGUGCGCGCGCGCGCGCGUGUGUGUGUGUGUGUGUGUGUGUGUGUGAGCGCGAGUGAAUGUUGAUGGACAAUAUAGUAGGUCCUGUGAGUGGUUUUGUGCGAGAUAAUGAAAUUAUCGUUGACCAUGUAUGGGCUUUGAGUUUUUGUAUGCUUCUUCUCUGACUGCAGGGUAGCAUUGGCUGCAUUUCCAUUGUAUAUACUCUAUAUGUUUUUUUGAUAGCCACAAGGGCAGUGUAUUUUGAUAUUUGUAAAGGAUCUGUUCUUUUUUUUUUUUAUUUUGAAGUUCCAACUCCCUCUUGGUGAGGUACUUUUAGCUGUCCACCGGGGGGCAAUAAAGAGUUAAUUUUUGA